AUGGCUAUUUUUAUUAUAGUUUUUUGUGUAAUUUACAGUUUAUUUUUCUUCUCAUCUGCUUUGUUGAGAUUAAAUGUGCUUAGAUAUAGGAAGAAAGGUUUACCACCUGGUACCAUGGGUUGGCCUAUUCUUGGUGAAACCUCUGACUUUCUUAAGCAAGGUCCUAACUUUAUGAAUAACCAAAGAUCAAGAUAUGGGAAUAUAUUCAAAUCCCACAUAUUAGGGUGCCCAACAAUAGUAUCAAUGGAUCCAGAAAUAAACAGGUUCAUAUUAUGGAAUGAAUCAAAAGGAUUAAUACCAGGAUAUCCUCAGUCUAUGCUUGAUAUUCUUGGAAAAUGCAACAUUGCUGCUGUUCAUGGUUCCACCCAUAAAUACAUGAGAGCUGCCCUUCAUUCCAUUAUUAACCCUUCAAAGAUUAGAGACACUAUUCUCCCUAUUUAUGAUGACUUCAUGAGAUCCCAUCUUAGUAAUUGGCAAAAUCAUGUCAUUGACAUCCAACAAAAGACUAAGGAGAUGGCUUUCUUCGCUUCUUUAAAGCAAAUUGCUGGUAAUGAAUCAACUUCAAUUGCCAAAGAUUUAAUGACUGAGUUUGCCAAGCUUGUUGAUGGGACUUUAUCUCUCCCUAUUAACCUUCCAGGCACCAAUUACCAUAGGGGUUUUCAGGCAAGGAAAGUCAUAGUGAAUAAAUUAGCAAAACUUAUAGAGGAGAAAAGAUCAUCACAGGGAAGAGAAGUUGAUAUGCUUAAUUGUCUUCUAAAAGAAGAUAAUAAUUAUAAAUUAGAUGAUGAAGAGAUCAUUGAUCUUAUAAUUACCCUUCUUUAUUCUGGUUAUGAAACUGUCUCCACUACUUCAAUGAUGGCUAUCAAGUACCUCCAUGAGCAUCCCCUUGCUCUUGAUCAACUUAGAAAAGAGCAUUUGGCAAUAAGAGCAAAAAAGAAGCCAGAAGACCCAAUUAAUUGGGAAAAUUACAAAGCUAUGAAGUUUACUAGAGCUGUUAUCUUGGAGACUUCCAGAUUGGCCACAAUUGUUAAUGGGGUGUUGAGGAAAACAACUAAAGACAUGGAAAUAAAUGGUUUUGUAAUCCCUAAAGGUUGGAGAAUAUAUCUUUAUGCAAGAGAAGUAAACUAUGAUCCAUAUUUGUACCCUGACCCACUCUCCUUUAACCCAUGGAGAUGGCUGGAUGGAAGCACCGAGUCCCAACAUUACUUUUUAGCAUUUGGUGAUGGAACAAGGCAAUGCCCUGGGAAGGAAUUAGGAAUUACUGAAAUUUCUAUAUUCCUUCAUUAUUUUCUUACUAGAUACAAAUGGGAAGAAAUUGAAGGUAACAAGUUGCUAAAGUUCCCUAGAGUGGAAGCACCAAAUGGGUUUAGAGUUCAAGUUUCAACUUACUAA
This is a messenger RNA of Amaranthus tricolor (Joseph's coat), 1392 nucleotides long. RefSeq names its product cytochrome P450 85A1-like. The transcript has 9 exons. Lineage: Eukaryota; Viridiplantae; Streptophyta; Magnoliopsida; Caryophyllales; Amaranthaceae. The record is from RefSeq and is a predicted model, not a curated record. Gene Ontology annotation, molecular function: oxidoreductase activity, acting on paired donors, with incorporation or reduction of molecular oxygen; monooxygenase activity; iron ion binding. The coding region runs from base 1 to 1392 and encodes 463 amino acids. Gene Ontology annotation, biological process: sterol metabolic process.